Molecule: messenger RNA, 996 nt
Organism: Ostertagia ostertagi
Lineage: Eukaryota; Metazoa; Nematoda; Chromadorea; Rhabditida; Trichostrongylidae
Source: the annotation of a GenBank genome assembly
AUGAAAAGAUACGGUAAUUUGUUCGACAGCGUUUGCAGUCUCGACAACUUGAGACUGGCCGAUGACAAGGCCCGCAAGGGCAAGAAGUCGUCCUAUGGUGUGCGUCUGCACGACAAGCACCGCGAGGACGACCUGCUUCGUCUGCGCCAGGCUCUGCUUGACGGAACGUUCCGUACGUCACCGUAUAAGACCAUGACCAUUCACGAGCCAAAGGAAAGGCUCAUCUACAAACUCCCGUAUUAUCCCGACCGCAUCGUCCACCACGCCAUCGUCAACGUGGUUGAGCCGAUAUGGAAGGCCACCUUCACGGCCGACACCUACGCCUGUAUCAAAGGGCGCGGUCUGCACGCCUGCGCAUGGAGUCUCCGCCACGACUUAAGGGCCAACCCGAAGGACACCGUCUAUUGUCUCAAGACCGACAUACGAAAAUAUUAUCCGAGCAUCGACCAUGAGAUCAUGAAGCAGAUCCUCCGCCGCAAAAUCAAGGACGCGCGGCUGCUGGCGUUGCUCGACGAAAUCAUCGACAGCGAGGAUGGCUUGCCGAUAGGCAAUUAUCUCUCGCAGCAUCUCGCCAACCUAUACCUCACCGGCUUCGACCACCGCAUGAAGGAAAUCCACGGCGUCCGGCAUUACUACCGAUAUGUCGACGACAUGGUAUUUCUCGCACCGACAAAGGAGGAGCUGCGUGACAUCCUUGCGACAGUGCGCGAGGAACUCAAGCUGCUACGCCUUGAACUGAAGUACGACUGGCAGAUAUUCCCCGUUGACGACCGUGGCAUCGACUUCCUCGGCUACCGGUUUUUCCACGGAUACGCCCUUCUCCGCAAGAGCAUGAAGAAGACCAUCUUCAAGAAGCUGUCGCGCCUUCGUCACGGCCUCAUCCGUCCAGACACAUGGCGGCGUUCGUUCGCCUCGUGGCACGGAUGGCUGUUGUGGUGCGACGCCUUCCGUCUUGAAAACACAAUACUGAACAACCUAAAACUCAUAACGACAUGA